Melanaphis sacchari is the source of this 1443-nucleotide messenger RNA. Its product is annotated as crossover junction endonuclease EME1-like. Lineage: Eukaryota; Metazoa; Arthropoda; Insecta; Hemiptera; Aphididae. Gene Ontology annotation, biological process: resolution of meiotic recombination intermediates; mitotic intra-S DNA damage checkpoint signaling; double-strand break repair. The coding region runs from base 61 to 1380 and encodes 439 amino acids. The record is from RefSeq and is a predicted model, not a curated record. The transcript is spliced from 11 exons. Gene Ontology annotation, cellular component: Holliday junction resolvase complex; nucleus.
UUUAGAUUUCGUAGUUUAUUGUAUUUUGUGACUUACAUUUUUAAAUUUUUUGACAAUAUCAUGGAUGAAGGUUAUUAUAAUACGUAUACAAUAUCGGAUUCGGAUUUGUCAAUAAUCGAUGAUUGUCCAACAAAUGAGACUUCAUGUAAAGACAAUGACUGUUUGUUAGCUUCCAAAGAACCAGAAUUUUUUCAACAAGUUAUACAAUGUCAAAAACGAAAAAAAAUAAUAUCUCCAAAAAAAGUUUUACAUCAUAAGGAUCAUGUACAAGAAGAUGUCCAGACUAAUAAAAAUGAUUUUUCUAUUUUAGUCAAACACUCUGAAUCAAAUACUUGUGUACCUAGGACAGAACCAAGUAUUAAUAUUCCUACAAACAAUGAAGAAGCAACUGAAAAGAUAGAACCAAAACGGAAAAAACGUUCAACAAAAGAAGAAAUUGAAGAAAGAAAAAAGGAAGAAAAAGCUAGAAAAGAUGCAAAAAAGAGAUUAGCGGAAGAAUUAAAACGUUUAAGUCCAAAGGAAUGUAUGAAGUAUGUAACUGUUCACAUUGAUAUAAAUUUGAUGAAUCAUGAGUAUAGUGAGCAAAUAAUAUCUGAAAUAGAAUCUACAGACGCAAAAUAUAAAAUUGAAUCAAAUACAACCAUAUUAAAUUCAAUAAUGUGGUCAAGACAACUAUCUGAUAUUGUUAGUGAGAAUGAAAAUUUUAUAUUGUUAAUUUGGGAAUUUGAUUAUGUUAAAAAUCUCAUUGCAUCUUAUGAAUUGUUAAACAAAAUAAAUGAUAUUAAAUUACAUAAAAAACAACUUUCAAUCAUAAUAUAUAGUACUGUUGAUCAACUUAAAAAAAUUAAAUCUAAAAGAAAUGGGAAGACUACUGGUCUAGAUGUGCUGAAUAGCCUUGAACAGAUGAUGUUGAGUUGUCAAGUUUCAUUUCGCUUUGUAGAAAAUAAAAAUGAUUUAGGGUUGGCAAUUCUUUAUUUAACAAAAUCCAUUGCACAAAAGCCAUACAAAUUGAAUAAAUAUAAAGAAGAACAAGAUGGAUGUGAUUGGUAUGCAUCUGGUCAUACAAGAAAUUGUGUAACAGUAGAUAAAAAUGGUACAGGAUUAACUCAACUAUGGAGACAAAUGCUAUCACAAUUCCCACUAUGUGGUCUUGAAACUAGUGAAGCAAUUGCAACAGCAUAUGGGUCACCUAUUGCAUUAUUAGAAGCAUAUGAUAACUGCAGCUCAAGAUUAGAAGGAGAAACAUUGCUACAGGAUAUUCCAGUUCGCCGUGGAUUCGGCCCACUAGCGUCCAAUCGUCGUAUUGGACCAGAACUGAGCAAAAAAAUUUACACAUUUUUCACAGAUAAUACUGGAUGCACUACAUUAUCCCAAGAAUAGUGAACAAUAUUGAAAAAAAAUUAUAAAUAAACAACAUAAACUAAACUAUUUAAUAACAACUUA